Molecule: messenger RNA, 189 nt
Organism: Eruca vesicaria subsp. sativa (arugula)
Lineage: Eukaryota; Viridiplantae; Streptophyta; Magnoliopsida; Brassicales; Brassicaceae
Source: the annotation of a GenBank genome assembly
AUGCUGGCGAGGGAUGAACACGCGACAGGUAAAAUAUCGGUGUGGUGGGACAUGAAGUACUGUCCGAUUCCGAAGAGUUAUGUUACUGGUCUGAUCCGACAGAGUAUAGAAGGGGAGUUCGAGGAACGAGGCUACUUUGGUCCAGUCACCAUCACUGCCUGCCUAUGCCGAGCAAACGCAAACCUCUGA